Molecule: messenger RNA, 1645 nt
Organism: Maylandia zebra (zebra mbuna)
Lineage: Eukaryota; Metazoa; Chordata; Actinopteri; Cichliformes; Cichlidae
Source: RefSeq, a predicted model, not a curated record
CUAACGGAACCAACCACAGCGACUCGGGAGCGUGUGCUGUCGGACGGCGUCAUGUAGCGGGUCAUGUAGGCGCUAAUGUGACACACGGUUACUCACAAGACCGCGCAGUUAGCAUGAGAGCUAACGAGCCUCGAAAGAACAACGCAAGAUGCCCCCUAAAGCCAAGGCGGCAGGCAGAGGCAGAGCCCCUGCCAAGAGGAAACUGGCAGAGGAGUUUCCUCCUGGAGAAGUGCUGAAGGACACCAUGAAGAAGGAAUGGAAGCUGGGGGCUCCGAUCGGUCAGGGGGGCUUUGGGGUCAUAUACUUGGCCGAGGAAAAUUCUGCAAACCCCGUGGGUGCUGACGCUCGCUAUGUCAUCAAAGUGGAGCCUAUUGACAAUGGACCGCUUUUCUGCGAGCUCGCGUUUUACAUGAGAGCUGCCAAGCCGGAUCUCAUUCAGAGCUGGAUGAAGUCCAAGAAGCUGAAGAACCUGGGCGUGCCCCGGUACUGGGGCUCGGGUCGACAUGAGAGAGGGGGUCAAAGAUACAGGUUCAUGGUCAUCGACAGACUUGGCACAGACCUGCAGAAGAAGUUUGAGGAAUGCGGAAGGAGAUUUCCCAGAAAGCUGGUCCUGCAGCUUGGCCUUCGACUGCUGGAUACUCUGGAGUACAUCCACGAGCACGAGUACGUGCACGCUGAUGUGAAGGCGUCUAACCUCAUGUUGAGUCACAGCGAUCCCAACCAGGUUUACUUGGUAGAUUAUGGACUGGCCUAUAGGUACGCACCUGAAGGUCUGCCCAAGGAGUACAAGGAAGACCCCAAGAAAUGUCACGAUGGUACCAUCGAGUUCACAAGCAUCGACUGCCACAAAGGAGCAUCCGCGUCCAGGCGCAGCGACCUGGAGAUCCUGUCCUACUGCAUGGUUCAGUGGCUGUGUGGCCGGCUGCCCUGGGAGGACAAGUUGCAGGACCCGCUGUACGUCAGAGACGCCAAGAUCCGGUAUGUGAAACUGAGCACAGAGCCUGGGUGCUCCAGUCAGCAACACGUUGCCGUUUAUACAAUUCUACAGAGUCAAGAAAACAUAAGCGAGUUCAUGGCCAAGUGUUUCUCCUCUCAAGACAAACCAGAUGAGAUACAGCGGUUCAUGGAGGAGGUGAAGUCUCUGGGCUACACAGCCAAACCACCCUACGACAAGCUGCGCUCUAUCCUGCAGGCUGGACUGAAGACCAUCGGUCCUAAAGAGGACGGCAAGCUGGAGUUCACCUCUGCCAGUGGAGCAGCGGCGCCUCCCACCAAGAAGACGACCAAAAGAAAGAUGGCAGCGGAUAGAGCGGAGGAGAGCGAGGUGGAUUCGAGUCCCGUCAAGAAAAAGAGAGUCACAAAGAAGAACGACAGACCAAAGAAAAGUCCCCAAAAGACUCUGAAAUCCAGGAAGGUGCCCAGCAGUGACCCCAAAUCCAGACUUGUGGAAAUGGGAACCCAGACAUCACCUGGACUUGCCCAAAAAUCCAGAGGCAGACCCAAGAAAACGAGCACCUGAACAUCCACCUCACUCCUCCUCUCAGGCUUUUAUGUUGGAUUUACUUUGGGCUGUUACACUGUUACACUGUGCUAAUAGAUGCUGAUGUUUGAUUGCAUUGUAACAAUAAAGAGAUAACGACAUUGA